AUGUACCCAUGCAGGUUGUCAACAAGUAUUCGUCCAACAGAAAAUUGUGUAAUUGUUUUUGAUUUACCACAAUUAAGUUCUCCAGCAAUAUUAUUUUUAGAUACUGAAACUACAGGCCUCUCAGUAGCAACUGAUGAAAUCAUUGAAGUUUCAAUUAUCGAUUUAUAUGAUGGUAGCCACUUUUAUAAACUCAUCAAUCCAACAGCAACCGUUUCAAGUACUUCUGCAUCAAUCCAUGAAUCAGGUGCUUACAUCAUUGCUCAUAAUGAAAAGUUUGAUAGAGGAAUUUUAGCAAGUCAAAUUGGUAAAAAUGCUGCUUCUGUUCCAUCCAUGUUUCCUUUAAUAGUGUUUAUUGAUUCAAUUCCAAUUUUUAAAUUGGACGAAAUGGAGGACAUCGUAACCCAAACUGACCUCAUCAUAACAGAAAAUACUCAAAAAAAAUCACCAGUAAAGAUUUGUCAAAAAAUUAGAAGGUGGUUAUUCAAUGAGUUCACUUAUAGAAUAUUAUCAAAUUCCAAAAUCAGAUAA
Molecule: messenger RNA, 528 nt
Organism: Dictyostelium purpureum
Lineage: Eukaryota; Evosea; Eumycetozoa; Dictyosteliales; Dictyosteliaceae
Exons: 3
Coding region: 1-528 (175 amino acids)
Molecular function (GO): 3'-5' exonuclease activity; nucleic acid binding
Source: RefSeq, a predicted model, not a curated record